CGGUAUCUGUCUAUAGACCCGCUUCACUGUCACAGUCUCACUCCCAGCUCUCCGAUCAGCGGUCUGUCCGCCCGCCGCCGACACAGACAUGAGUCCGUGGUUCCCCAGCGCCUUUCGGGCUCUCGCUGCGCUGUCCGCGCUCUCCGCCGCAGACGGUUAUUUCUUUCAUAACCAAGGCGAAUGCCGCUACAGCUCAGCGGACCUGAAGGACAUGGAGUUUAUCGACAGAUACUAUUUUAACAAGCUGGAGUUACUGAGGUAUAACAGCACUCUGAAUAAGUACAUCGGUUACACUGACAUCGGAGUGAAAAACGCAGAGAGACUCAACACAGACGGAUCAGCGGCAGCAGCGCACGCCGACCUGGACACAUACUGCAAGCACAACGCUGCGAAUUUCUUUAAGAACAUACUGUAUCAUACAGUUGAACCCACUGUUGAGGUUACAACUGCAAAGGGCUCCAGUGAGCGACACACCAUGAAGCUGCAGUGCAGCGCGUAUGACUUCUACCCUGAAGGAAUCAAACUGAAAUGGCUGAGGAAUGGAGUGGAGGUGAAGGACGGUGUGACUGCCACUGAGGAACUUUAUAAUGGAGACUGGUACCACCAGAUCCACUCCUAUCUGGAGUUCACACCCCAGUCUGGAGAGACCAUAGAGUGUCAGGUGGAGCACAGCAGCCUAAAGCAGCCCAAGACCUAUAAAUGGGACCCAUCAGUGCCUGAAGGAAAGAGAAACAAGGUGAUCAUUGGGGCCUCUGGCUUGGUGCUGGGGCUCGUGUUCUCCAUCGUUGGAUUGGUCUAUUACAAGAAGAAGUCCACUGGGAGAAUUUUGGUACCAUCAAGUUAAGGUGCAGAAGAAGGGCCUGGAUUGUGGUGAUGUGUUUGAUUACUCAGGAUGAUUUAUGUUUUUGCCAUUAACAUUAUGUAUAUGCAAGUCUUGUAUGUAUGAAUACAGUAUAAUGUAGAAUUUUAUUAUGCUAAAUUGCACCAGUUUGAUAUUUUUAUAUGUAACACAUAUUACUGUAUUUCCAGACAAGGGCUAGAGUACUCUGCUGUAUAUGUGUCCUUUUUAUAUUGGGUUUGAUGUCAUAACAGGUAAAUUUCAGUUUUGCUCAGCAAGGAAAGAGGUAGCAAUCAUGCUCAGAAUUUAUUCUUUUAAUUAAAAAUCCAUCUUUAUUGGUACAUUGAUAUAGUACUGAUUGAGAUUGUAAGAAUGGAUUCCUGUGUGAUGUAUUCACAGCUUCUUGUGAGGAGUCAGUACCAUGUGAUCAGAUUCAUUGUUAAGCAGCAGGUCUCAGCUGGACCCCACCAGUCAUAAGCCAAAUCAUGGAAGACUGUGAAACAGCAAAAGCAGAAUUACACUCAGAGUUGACUUUACCAGAAAACAUAUUUUCCUAGAUUUAUUCUCACUGACUCACUAGCUGGCUUAUGACAUUUUUCAAAUUUAGAAUCGAUUGACAAGUAUUCUGAAAUUGGAUUAAAAAAAUUUAAUAUAUACCCAGAAACCCUUCCACUGAAUACAAUAUAAUUCAUUUUCUUUAUUAAAAUUUUGAUGACAAAAAAAGACAUAAUCUCUUUAAUACCAACAAUAUUUCUUGCAUAUAUUACAGCAAUUUAACAAUGCAGUUGUAUCUCUGGGUUCUGUAUAAAUCAAUUUAAUCAGUAAUAAAAGUUUACAAGAUUUUA
Molecule: messenger RNA, 1683 nt
Organism: Brienomyrus brachyistius
Lineage: Eukaryota; Metazoa; Chordata; Actinopteri; Osteoglossiformes; Mormyridae
Product: H-2 class II histocompatibility antigen, E-S beta chain-like
Exons: 6
Coding region: 89-844 (251 amino acids)
Biological process (GO): peptide antigen assembly with MHC class II protein complex; antigen processing and presentation of exogenous peptide antigen via MHC class II; immune response
Cellular component (GO): MHC class II protein complex; membrane
Molecular function (GO): MHC class II protein complex binding
Source: RefSeq, a predicted model, not a curated record